GAAAGGCCCCCGCUCCUUGUCACUAGGCAAGCAGCAUCGCAUAGGACGCCCAGAGACUGGCUGGUGAAAGGAGGAUGCGUGGUCUGGGGUGCUCCCAGGUAGCCACUCCGCGCAAAGAACCCGGCUCUUCGUAUGCAAGAACAUAUAUAUGCAUCAGUUGCGCUUCACACUCAGCACCAUCUCAUGCCCUUGAUGCCGCGGGUACCCCGGCGCAUUCCACAGUGAUCGUGUGGCGACAAUGCGAAGAUGCAAAAAGUCAGAAGCCGGUAAUGUUGCAGCGGUUCUUCUAAACAUGUUGCAAGGGUUUCAUGAUUGCGGCUUGACGCUUGUUGUUGCUUCAUUAAAGACACGCGAACAUCGACAUGCUCGCUGGCGCACCUUUCGCACCAACCUUGGGGGCCGUGCGCAUUGGGACGCGGAGUCUCACUUUUUAAAAGGAGCGGUAACGUACAAGAAGUCUAUGUGAGCUCUCGCAAAGCGACCGUGCGGAGCAUGUACCUGUGCCGCUUGCCCAGCUGAAGGUUUUGAUGCAAGCAUGGAUCGUCAAUGACCUGUGCGGUAUGAGAGACUGGGAGGGCGAGAGAGAAGGCGGAGAGUGGUGGCAUAUACCAGACGCGUCGAUGCGUCGUGUGAUUCCAUGACGCAACUCGCGGCCGGAAAGUGAGGAGUCACGGGCCUACUAUCCGCGACCUCGACCGAGCAGCAUUCUC
Tilletiaria anomala UBC 951 is the source of this 710-nucleotide messenger RNA. RefSeq lists its product as uncharacterized. Bases 239 to 466 code for a protein of 75 amino acids. Lineage: Eukaryota; Fungi; Basidiomycota; Exobasidiomycetes; Georgefischeriales; Tilletiariaceae. The transcript has a single exon. The record is from RefSeq and is a predicted model, not a curated record.